GCUGGCGAUCGAAGUCUAGCACAGAAAAGGCAAACAAAAACAGAAAGAUUUGACCCGUGAGCCGUCUUUUCCAGUCUAAAGUUCUGCAUGCUGUUUUAAGUCUUAAGUGUCGCUUAUUUUCCGACAAGAAAGUGGUAGUUGGUGCGUGUUUAAAAAAAAAAAAAGAAAGAAAACCAAGGUUUCAAAUUACGAUUGUUGUCACAGGCCUCCAUUGUAGAAAGGAGUGGCCGAUCUGCCGGUGUGUCCUUUAAAGCAGCUGCCUGAAUAUUAAAGGGUUAGACAGCGACCCUGGAAAAGUAAAGUGUACGGAGACUUGUGUGUCUUGUGGUGUCGCUUCGCCGUGCUAUAAUAUGCGUUUACACAGACACGCUUAGUUUUAGUACGUUUGGGAAAAACGAUCCGUCUUAUUCCAAAAGAAAUCACGGUGAAGCAAAACAUUUCCCGACAAGACAGAAACCAACACUGGACGCAGUGUCAAUGUGCUCAAAACUACCCCGGGCCAAUCAGCAACGCGUAUAAAACUAUAUACAGGUUUUCUACUGUUCUAAUCAGGCGAAGGCACCAUGGAGAAGUGCUACUAUGAUGAGUCUAUUGAGUUCUUCUACAACCACAGCACCAAAACCAUCAGCUCUGAAUGGCGGGCAAGGGACCGGCUGGUGGUUGGUCUGGGCCUUACUGUCAGUAUCAUUGUCCUUCUAACAAAUGGACUGGUAAUGGCAGCCAUCAUCAUGAACAAACGAUUCCACUUUCCCAUCUACUAUCUUCUUGCCAACUUGGCAGCUGCCGACCUUUUUGCCGGUCUCUCCUACAUGUUCUUGAUGUUCCAUACUGGACCCUGGACGAGGAAUCUCACCCAAAAUAUGUGGUUUUUCCGCCAGGGCUUGCUAGACACCAGCCUGUCUGCCUCUGUAGCGAACCUUCUAGCUAUUGCUGUGGAGCGACACAAAACUAUCUUCACAAUGCAGCUCCACAGCAAGAUGACAAACCAGCGGGUGACCAUUCUCAUUGCAUUUAUCUGGAUCUCAGCUAUCCUUCUGGGCCUGGUCCCAAGUAUGGGCUGGAACUGUCGAUGCCAUCUUUCAACUUGCUCCAACAUGGCACCCAUCUAUAGCCGUAGCUAUCUUAUCUUUUGGGCUGUUCUGAACCUUCUAACUUUCUUUAUCAUGGUGGUAGUAUACUUGCGCAUCUUCAUCUAUGUCCGCAAGAAGACAACUCGCAUGUCCCAGCACACAACCUAUUCAAAGCAGAAGGAAACAGUGGUGAACCUUAUGAAGACGGUGACAAUCAUUCUGGGUGCAUUUGUGAUCUGCUGGACCCCUGGCCUGGUUGUCCUCUUACUUGACGGCGUCUCUUGCAACUGUAAUGUCUUGGAGUAUGAGAAGUAUUGCCUGGUGCUGGCAGAGUGCAACUCGCUAGUCAAUCCCAUCGUGUACUCCUACCGGGAUGCUGAAAUGCGCAAGACCUUCAAGCGUAUCCUGUGCUGCCAGUUCGGCCAACAGAAAGCCCCCAAAUCUGUGAGGUUCAACACGCUGGAGCAGGAGAUGAUUUCAGACAAUGGGCACAGCCACUCGAGCUCGGUGCUCUAGAGGAUCGGGGUCUGGACUGGACAGCGCCACCAGCUGGAGGAAUCUAAAUAUUCUAUGCAUUCAUAACAGAUGUGACAGCCCCGGCCCACAUUUCUUACAAUAUGAUUGUGACGUGUGAGCCGUACGGGACCGCGUGUGCGACUUUUCCAUCUCGCCCAGUGCACGGCCUGCCCUGCUUUCCUCCCCACAUAUGGAUUUCUCUACAAAGCCUUCCAAGAGAAAGGGGUCUGUUGGCAUUCUUGCCUGCCCCAGGGACUCUCAAAAUGGCUCAGGCACCACCUGUGGGAAAGCAUACUGUGGUGUUUCGUAAUGAAGAAAAACAAAUGCUUAGGACUAACAGGAAAAUGGAAUUCCUUUAUAAAAAGAGAAAAGUUCUAAUGAUGUACAGUAUCUCCAUUUGUAGGGUUAACACACCUGCUUAUUGCCAGGCUGCCUAAAUAAAGCAUCUGCUGGUAGA
Messenger RNA from Polypterus senegalus (gray bichir), 2043 nucleotides. It is a transcript of the gene lpar2a, whose product is annotated as lysophosphatidic acid receptor 2a. Gene Ontology annotation, biological process: G protein-coupled receptor signaling pathway. Gene Ontology annotation, cellular component: membrane. Bases 564 to 1586 code for a protein of 340 amino acids. Gene Ontology annotation, molecular function: lysophosphatidic acid receptor activity. The transcript is spliced from 3 exons. The record is from RefSeq and is a predicted model, not a curated record. NCBI's taxonomy places the organism in Eukaryota, Metazoa, Chordata, Cladistia, Polypteriformes, Polypteridae.